CUCUCUUUUGUCAUUUACCAUGUCCCACUAUCACGGCUCACAAUAUGCACCUUCUGAAGUAGAUCCUGAAGAUCAAACAUGGGAUGACUGGUCCAACGAUGAAGAAGAACAACAAGACUCACAAUGUUUAUUCUGUACUGACAUGUUUCCUCAAGUCAACAUGACAUUUGAACAUAUUAAACAAGUCCACGGUUUUGAUUUCAUUCAGGUCAGAAGAUCAUUGCAUCUCGACUUUUAUCAAUGCAUUCGUCUGAUCAACUACAUUCGUCAACAAGUGAAAUCCAAUCCUCAGUUAAGUGCGAUUGAUGUUCAAUUCACAGGCAAAGAAUCAUUUUGGAAAGAAGAUGCUUACUUGCAACCUGUGUUGGAAGACGAUGCCCUUCUUUUUGCUUUUGAUGAAUUAGACGCACCCGAGAUCAAUCCUUCUCAGAUGGAACCCACCACACCCCUUGAAAGACAUUUAGCUGGACUUGUUCAACAAGCGCAAGAACAAGCUGUAAAUCUACAAGGCCAAUUUGAAGCUUAUAAAUCAAGCGUAAAAAAGAGAUUUUAUGAACCUCUCGAGAAUCAAACAGAAGAACCCGUCGUGGACAACAGCAUCUAUUAUUUCAAUGGGUAUGCUCAUAACGAUAUCCAUGAACAAAUGUUGAAAGACAGAGCACGUACAGAAGCCUAUCGUGACUUUGUGUAUGAAAACAAAGACGUGUUUAAAGACAAGAUUGUGCUUGAUGUAGGUUGUGGUACGGGCAUCUUGUCCAUGUUUGCUGCCAAGGCAGGUGCCAAACAAGUCUUUUCGGUCGAUAAUUCAGCUAUCAUUGAAAAGGCCAAGCUAAAUGUGAAGGAAAACGAAUUGGAUCAUAUCAUUACUUGUAUUCGUGGCAAGAUUGAAGAGAUUCAAUUGCCUGUGCCUCAAGUCGAUAUUAUUAUUUCGGAAUGGAUGGGUUAUUUCUUGUUGUUUGAGGCCAUGUUGGACUCUGUCUUGGUGGCACGUGAUCGCUGGUUAGCUCCUCAGGGUAUCAUGGCACCUAGUCAGACACGUAUCUUGAUGGCAGCACUUGAAGAUGAAGAAUUCAAAAAUGACCAUAUUGAUUACUGGAAUGAUGUCUAUGGCUUCAAGAUGUCUGCCAUGAAGCCUACUUUGAAUGAAUCGAUUGUUGAUUUCAUCAAGCCUCAUUCGGUGGUCUCCAAUGUGGUCACUUUGUUAGAUUUACCUUUACAGACCAUUACGAUUCAAGAAUUAGAUUUUGUGGUUCCUUUUACAGUGCAAGCACAAAGAGAUGGUACUGUUCAUGCAUUUGGUGGAUGGUUUGAUACUUGGUUUACAAGAGAUGGUCAUUCUAUUCCUUUGGAUAGACAAGCACAAAAAGUAGAAGGUGAAGUGUAUAUGACCACAAGUCCAUUUGGUGAAGAUACCCAUUGGAAACAAACCACCUUUGUGCUUGAAAAAAGUAUUCCAGUGAAAGCAGGCGAUCAAAUCUGGGGUCUAUUUACGUGUCAUAAGGGUGAAGAAAACCCAAGAGAAUUAGAAUGUCAAAUUGAAUACACAGUUCAUGGUGAAAAGCACGUACAAUCGUUUUCUUUAUCUUCUUGAAUGUGUUACAUAAUAAAAAUU
Molecule: messenger RNA, 1612 nt
Organism: Gilbertella persicaria
Lineage: Eukaryota; Fungi; Mucoromycota; Mucoromycetes; Mucorales; Choanephoraceae
Product: S-adenosyl-L-methionine-dependent methyltransferase
Exons: 2
Coding region: 20-1591 (523 amino acids)
Biological process (GO): peptidyl-arginine methylation
Cellular component (GO): nucleus
Molecular function (GO): protein-arginine N-methyltransferase activity
Source: RefSeq, a predicted model, not a curated record